AGGUCCCUCCCAGCUCUAUUCUGAUAGAAACGGCUGUCCCACCUCUCGCCUCCUGUCAUCCCUCAACAUCUGCAGCUUUCCUUCCUCCAACCCACCCACUUCACCGGUCCCUCCUUCGGGCAUCGCCUGCAGGAUCCGCUAGGUGGCGCGACUUCGCAAACAACUUCCUCGGCUCCUUCCGGCUGCAAAUGCACGAGAGAACGUUUGCCCAGGGAACCAUCUUGCAGGAGUCGAAUCCUUAGAGGGACCUGGAAUCAAGGCUGCAGCGGCGGCGGUCCUCGCAAGACAGGGAGCCCCGCGUGGGAGGCUGAGUAUCCCCUGCUAGGAAGCCCCGGCGGCGCCUUCAUUGGCUGCGAGGAGCCUCGUCAAGAUCCUUCUUCCAAAUUGGAGGAGGGGAAGCGUGGAGCUUGGACCCCCAUUCAAGGUUUGCCCCCGUUCCUUUGCUUUUUCCUUUGGCAAGCAGCUGGUUUAAGAUGGACAGCCAUUGCCUGCAGAUUUACCAUAGGGCUGGUGGAAGGUGGGGAGUGGGACGGGUGGACGCUGCUGUUGCUGCUGUUUUUAUUCUGGAAACAUCAACAGGCAACGAUGGUUGGGAUGGGGGGCCAGGAGACGCAGGAGAGCGGAAUGGCGAAGCGGGACUCGGUUUGGGUCCGCUCCGCUGGAUUCUUUCCUUAGCAAUUCCUGCGCAAUUGCACAGCCCAGACGAACCUGCAAGGCUUACGAACCCCUUCCCUACUCGGCUCCUUGGUUAAAAUCUUCAGGUUGGUUAAAUGUCUAUGGAGAUUCUCAAUCCUCCAGGUCAUGGUUGUCCCAAACCUCUCCUGCGCGAGCUGCACUGGCUCCCAGUGGUCUUCCGGGUGCGCUUCAAGGUAUUGGUUCUCAUCUUUAAAGCGCUCCAUGGCUUAGGGCCCGGGUAUUUACGAGACCAUCUUCUGCCACCGAUAACCUCCUACCGGUCAAUCCGCUCCCACAGAGAGGGUCUCUUCAGGGUGCCGUCGGCCAAGCAAUGUCGACUGACGACCCCCAGGGGGAGAGCCUUCUCUGUGGGGGCACCCGCCCUCUGGAACGAGCUACCCCCAGGAAUACGACUGAUCUUGGACCUCCGUACUUUCCGUCGAGCUUUGAAGACCUUCCUAUUUCAGCAAGCCGGGCUGGCUUAAAAUUUUAAUGGGUUAUUUUAUGGGCAAAGGGUUUUAAAUUUUGGGAAGCCAAUUUGAUUUAAUUCUGUUUUAAUUUAUUUUAAUUUUUAUAUUGUAUGUAUUUUUUUUUAUUUUUUUUUAAUGUUUUAUUAUUAAGAAAUUAUAAUAAUACAAUUUUUGUCCAUCCGGUUACAUAAUAUGGAAAAAGAAAUAAAUACAAUUUACAUAUUGUACAUAUAUAGAUAAUCUUUGCAAACCAGUUACAUGGUAUAAAGAAUUGUGUUCUCAUAUCAUUCUUAGUGUAUAUAUAUAUAUAAUAGUCUUUAACGAUAAAUUAGUAAAUACAUAAGUCAUGUCUUUUGCUUACCCAUGUAACCUUUCCUUGCCUUAUUAUAUUUCCUACCAUCCACAGUACGUAUUUUAAUCUUGGCUGUUCACCGCCCUGAGUCCUUCGAGAGAAGGGCAGUAUACAAAUUUAAUAAACCUAAACCUAAACCUAAACCUAAAGUAGGUUUUUCAAGAGGCAAGUGGAAUUUCUUUCCUUCUUUCUUUCUUUCUUUCUUUCUUUCUUUCUUUCUUUCUUUCUUUCUUUCUUUCUUUCUUUCUUUCUUUCUUUCUUUCUUUCUUUCUUUCUUUCUUUCUUUCUGAAAACGUUUCGCUUCUCAUCCAAGAAGCUUCUUGGAAAGGUGUUUUUUUCAAGAGGCAACUGGACUUUCUGGUUUUUCUUUGGAGACAUUUCGUUUGUCAACUGAAGAAGGGUCUUGGAUGAGAAGCAAAACAUCUUCAGAGAAAAAACAGUUCCCUUUUGAAAAAGUUGGUUCUCUUCCAGCUCCUGAGCCAGCCUGUGACUGCUUCCUGUUUCGUUUCUAGAUGCUAGAGAACUUGCUGGUGCUCCUACUCAAAGAAUCCAUUUUGAAUGGAAUUUUUUAUUGGCCAAGCGUGAUUGGACACACAAAGACUUUGUCUCCAGUCCAUACAUAAAAGCAACAAGUGAUAAAUCAUGAUCAUCAUCAUAAGAUACAAUCAUUGUAAAUCAUAAGCUACAACACUCGGUGACAGUCAUAGGAUGCUAAAUAAAGGCAAACAACAUAAACCAUGAGAUGCAAACAACAAAGUUAUAGUCCUAUGGAACUAAGGAAACAGGUAAUAGGAAAGAUGAAAAAAUGAGAAGGAUAAUAGGUAACACAGCCCUACUAGGUGAUUUGACAUCCUAAGGUAUUGUGGGAAUUAGUUGUUUAGCAGAGUGAUGGCCUUGGGGGGGGGGCACUGUUUUUGUGUCCGGUUGUUUUGGUGUGCAAUGCCCAUCAUCUUGAAGGAUUUAUGUCCAGGAUGUGAGGGGUCUGUAGAUAUUUUCACAGCCCUCUUUCUGGCUCAUGCGGCAUACAGGUCCUCAAUGGAAGGCAGGCUGGUUGCAAUUGUUUUUUCUGCAGUCCUAACUAUCCAUUGAAGUCUGUGUCUGUCUUGUUUGGUUGCUGUGCCAAACCACAUACUUAUAGAGGUGCAAAUGACAGACUCAAUAAUUCAUUUGUAAAACUAUAUCAGCAGUUCCUUGGGCAGUCUGAGCUUUUGGAGUUGGUGCAGUAAGAACAUUCUUUAUUGUGCUUUUUUGAUGAUGUUUUUGAUGUUAGGUGCAGAGAGAGCUAAGUCAGUGAAAUACCUGCAAGCUCAGAGGAUCUUGGGUUGCGGAAAUCUCCCAAUUGCUUUCAGAGUGGCAGGGACCCCAAAGAACCUGAAGAUCGGUGACUUCAAUACAAAUAGUCCUUGACUUACAACCAGAAUUGAGCCCCAAAUUUUGGUUGCCAAGUGAAACAUAUGUUAAGUGAAUUUUACCCCAUCUUAUGACCAUUGGUACCAGCGUUGUUAAGUGGAUCACUGCGGUUAUUAAGCUAGUGACACAAUUGUUCAGCGAAUCUGGCUUCCCGAUUGACUUUGCUUGUUAAGAAAGUCACAAAAGAGGAUCACGUUACUCCAGGCCACUGCACCCAUCAUGCACCAUGAGUCAGUUGCUAAGCAUCUGAUUUUUGAUCACAAGACCAUGGGGAUACUGCACCGGUGAUAAGUGUGAAAAAUGGUCAUAAGUCACUUUUUUCAGUGCCGUUGUAAUUUUGAACAGUCACUAAAUGAACUGUUGUAAGUCGAGGACUACCUACAUGGAGACAAAUUCCUUUGAGAACAAGAGGAAGGGGAACUGCACCCCAGUAUUCAUUGCAGGGGUGAAAUGUAAAAAUGUUUGCUACUGGUUCUGUGGGCGUGGCUUGGUGGUCAUGUGACCGGGUAGGCGUGGCCAACCUGACAUCACUCACUGUUAGAACCAGGAGCUGUAUAUUUUAUUUUAUUUUAUUUUUAUUUUAUUUCGAAUUUAUAUACCACACCUUCUCCCGAGGGAUUCAGGGCGGUGUACAGCCAGAUAAAAACAUACAAUACAAACAUUAAAAACAAUUAAAAAGAUAUAUAUUAAUUUGGCCCCAAUUUAAAAUAACAAAUCAAUUAAAAAUAUUUAAAAAUAUAUUAAGCCACCCCGGCUUGCUGAAAAAAGAAAGUUUUAAGGGCACGGCGGAAGGCACCGAGGUCUUGGAUUCUCCUUAUCUCUGGGGGCAGCUGAUUCCAGAGGGUAGGUGCCCCCACAGAGAAGGCCCUCCCCCUGGGGGUCACCAGCCUACAUUGUUUGGCUGAUGGCACCCCGAGGAGGCCCUCUCUGUGGGAGCGCACAGGUCGGUCGGAGGUCAUCAUUUUGAAGCACAUUCUGCCCUUUCUGAAGCCCCCAACACUUUUGAGUUUCCCUCUGCCACCCAAGCGAACAUCAGAGCCUUCUCCUGCCCUGUUCUCAUCCCAGAGGGCCGCGCAUUCCCACCCACCCCCAUCCUCCAUACAAACCAGUGGUGAAAUCCAAAAAUUCCUUCCUCUUUCUUUCUUUUUCUUUCUCUCUCUCUCUCUUCCUCCCUCCCUCUCCUCCACUCCCCACCCUCCACACCCAGAGAAUUAACUGUACGGAAAUUUGGCCAUGUUCUUUCUGUCUCUGGAUACCAAAAUAAACCUUGCCUUGCAAAAGGAGUGACUGUCAGGCUGUUACAGUACAGCGCCAUAAGGAGCAGAUGGAGCUGAAUCUCUCUCUCUCUCUCUCUCCCCAACUACAGCAGGAAACGGCAGGCAGCUCUCUCUGUCUCUCAUCUCUCUCUCUCUCUCCCUUUUUCUCCCUUUCUCUCUCUCUCUCUCUCUCUCGUGUGUGUGUGUGUGUGCGCGCGUGCAUGCGUGUUCCCUCUUGAACCAUUUCCAAAAACAGGCGAGGGUUGAGUUUGUUUGGUUUUUUUCUGCUGAUGUUGUUCUUUCUUCUUUGGGUGCUUUUUACCAUAUGAUUUAAAUCAAGAGUCAUUUCAGGUUCCCAGAUAAAUGAAGCUCUUUCGUCCCCCUGCUGUGGUUCACCCCUGCCUGUAGUGUUAUUCUAAGUGGAUGCUUGUAUACUUCUUUUUUUUCUGACUUAAUUUCCCCUCCACCCCACUAUCCUUUAUGGAAACAGAUUCCCUUCCUUCCGCUGCGGGCAAAGUUUCCUGUUCUCUGGAGACUAAGACAGCCCAUCAUUUAAAGUGGUUCAAGUUGUAGUCUUUCUCCCAGAAAUGACCAUUGCUUUCUAAAUCUAACAGAGCCUUCAAUUUCAUCUCUGUGCAUUUCAGCACAGAGAAAAAUGGUGUCACAUGACAAAGCAGGGAAAGAAGAAAGGUCCCAUAUUGUCCUAGUUGGGACUAGUGGGAAAUUCCGGGAAAGAACCAAGCACAAAGCCCUGGAAGAAGGAACUACCAGUUGGGAGGUACAACAUCUCCAUUUCAGAGAGUUUUGCUACCAGGAGGCUGAGGGGCCCAGAGAAGUUUGCAGCCGACUUCACCACCUUUAUUGUCAAUGGCUGAAACCGGAGAAGCACACAAAAGCUCAGAUGCUGGACCUGGUGGUUCUUGAGCAGUUCCUGGCCAUCCUAUCCCCAGAAAUUGAGAGCUGGGUUCGGGAGUGUGGAGCAGAGACUUGUUCUCAGGCGGUGGCCCUUGCAGAAGGUUUCCUCCUGAGCCAGGCAGAGGAAAAAAAGCAGAGAGAAUUGCAGAUUCAAGGGGCUUACAGGGAGAUGGCUGCUGAACCCUCCAAAAGGGUGGAUUCAUCACGCCCCCUUAAGGAACCUGUUGGGGUGAUAUUCCAGGAGACUCCAUCUCAGAGCAUAUCAGCAGAGAACAAAGCAACAUUGAUGGUAUCUUUAGAAACAUCUCUUCUUUAUGGUGGAGCAGGAACAGCUGUUGGGCUUCAAACUCAGAAUCCCAUAUCUUUUGAAGAGGUAGCUGUAUUUUUCUCUAAGGAAGAGUGGGCUCUGCUGGACUUGGAUCAAAGAACCCUCUACAGAGAGAUCAUGAUGGAAAUUUCUGAGAACCUAGCCUCCAUAACUGCUACCUGCAGAUCCAGAGACAGCUGUGGAAGAAAGAGGACUCCAAGGCUGGGUGAUGGACAGGAGAAUGAGGAUUAUAAAAAACAAGCUGUGGAGAUUUCCAGAAAAACCAAAAUAAAAACUGGGAAAAGGAAAUUUGGAAAACAGCAGGGACCAGAAAUAAGAGAAGAAAGCCAGUUCAGCAAUUGGAUGGAGAAAUCCCCUACUUCUCAAAGUGCAGAAAUCCACAUCUUUCUGGCCCAAGAUGAGAAAGAAAAAACUUGUACAAAGUGUGGCAAAAUAUUCAGAGAUAAAUCAGAUUUGUGUGAAUAUUGUAAAAUCCAAAAUAAAGAGAAGCAUUAUGAAUGUACAGAAUAUGGGGAAAGUUGCGACUGGAGCUUUCCUCAUAAAUUACCUCAAAAUAUCCAUAUUGGAGAAAAACCUUAUAACUGCACCGAGUGUGGAAAAAGCUUUCGGUGGAAUUGUUGCCUUACUUCACAUAAGAGGAUCCAUUCAGGAGAAAAACCAUAUAAAUGCUUGGAAUGUGGAAAAAGCUAUAGUGGUUUGAGUCCAUUUACUUUCCAUAAAAGGAUUCACUCAGGAGAGAAACCAUAUAAAUGCCUGGACUGUGGAAAGAGCUUCAGAAUGAGCAGUAAUCUUACAUCCCACAAGAGGACCCAUACCGGAGAGAAACCAUAUAAAUGUAUGGAAUGUGGAAAGAACUUCAGUAAGAGUGGUCAUCUUAGCUCUCAUAAAAGGAUCCACACAGGAGAGAAACCCUAUAAAUGUCUGGAAUGUGGGAAAAGCCUUAGUGACCUGAGUUCCUUUAAAUCCCAUAAAAGAAUCCACUCAGGGGAAAAACCGUAUAAAUGUAUGGUAUGUGGAAAGAGCUUUUGCGCAAGUAGCUCUCUUACUUCCCAUAAAAGGAUCCACACAGGAGAGAAACCAUACAAAUGCUUAGAGUGUGGAAAGAACUUCAGUCAGAGUAGUUCGAUGAAUUCUCAUAAAAGGAUCCAUAUGGGGGAAAAUCCAUAUAAAUGUAUGGAAUGUGGAAAGAUCUUCACUAAGAGUGGUCACCUUACCUCUCAUAAAAGGGUCCACACAGGAGAGAAACCCUACAAAUGUCUGGAAUGUGAGAAAAGCUUUAGUAGCCUGAGUUCCUUUAAUUCCCAUAAAAGAAUCCACUCAGGGGAAAAACCAUAUAAAUGUAUGGUAUGUGGGAAGAGCUUUCGCACGAGUAGCUCUCUUACUUCCCAUAAAAGGAUCCACACAGGAGAGAAACCAUACAAAUGCUUAGAAUGUGGAAAGAACUUCAGUCAGAAGAGUUCGCUGAAUUCUCAUAAAAGGAUCCAUACGGGGGAAAAACCAUAUAAAUGUGUGGAAUGUGGAAAGAGCUUCAGUAUGAGCAGAAACCUUACUUCCCAUAAAAGGAUCCACUCAGAAAAACUGUACAAAUGCUUAGAGUGUGGAAAGAAUUUCAGGUGGAGCAGCCGUUUGAUUUUCCAUAAGCAGAUCCACUCGGGGGAAAAACUGUAUCAGUGUCUAGAAUGUGGAAAAAGGUUCAAUGGCUUGAGUUCCUUUAAUUCCCAUGAAAGGAUUCAUACAGGAAAGAAACCAUAUAAAUGCACUGAAUGUGGUAUAUGCCUGGAAUGUGGAAAAAGUUUCAGUAUGAGUAGUAAUUUUACUUCCCAUAAAAGAAUCCAAGGGGAGAAACCUUACAAAUGCCUGGUUUGUGGGAAGAGUGAUAAUCUUACUUCUCAUAAAAAGGCAGACAUGGGAUAGUCUCUGUAGGUGCUUAUAUACUGAGGAAUAAACUUCACCCACAGCAAUCAUUUUAUUUAAAAUUCCCCGCAGUGUGUAUAUGGACUAUGGAUUGAGCUUCAGCAGCUUCCUUUUCUUAAAAAACACUCAGUCUGAAGGCACUAUACAAAUAUCUGAAGUAUGUGGGGAAAAAUACCAGCAUGAUUACCUUCGUUUGUAUACACUGAAACACUUAGAACUGCCCCUUAUUGGAUAGGGCCCAAUGCUCAAGUCGAUCUUCCAAAAUAUUAGCAAUUUUCCCCAGCUUGAUGUCAUAUGCAAAUGUGAUACAUUUCUCUUCUGAACUCUCUUCUAGCUCAUUUACACAGAUGUUGAAGAAUAUUGGGCUCAAGACAGAACGAUGAGAUGCCCAACUACAUGAUCCUGUUGGAUUAUAUACAGUAGGCAAGAGCUUAUUGAUGGAUUGUUGUGAAAUAAUGUAUUUUGGAUCAUAAUGAAUUAUAAGUAAUUGAGAAACAAUAAAGGUUAUUUCCAUUUCUCUUGGGAAGUAUAGCACCCACCUACUUAUCAGUCUAGGAAUUAAUAGAUUUUUAAGAGGCAAAGUAUCAUAAUGGAGGAAUCCUAAUCUGAAAAUAGCAAGUUAAUUCUUAUGUUUGAAACCUUGAAUUGGAUCUGCUUCAUAAUGAUCCCCAUUAUUUGUCUAAGCAUUUUUUCAUCCAGUGGAGGAUUCCAAAAAUUUGGUUUGAAUAUACCAGUUUUGCUUCUAAAUUUUCAUUCUUAUUUUCAUAAGUUCAUUGUGUUAAAUGUUAAUAAUUUGUGUGAUAUAAACACAUAGUAAGAGUUGUGAUUAGUACAUGGUACAAAGUAUGCUUUUGUGUUUUCUUUAUUUUAAAUAGAAAAAAUAUAGAAAUAAAUAUGUACUUUUUCUAAAUAUUUUAUAAAAUGAUUAACGUAUAUAAUGUAUAUGUAUGUGUUUAUGUAUAUAUGUGUGUGUAUGUAUGUAUGUGUACAGGGGUGGAAUUCAAAAAUUUUAGCAACCGGUUAUCUGCCCCGUUGCUGGGUGGGCGUGGCCAUGGUGGGUGUGGCCUACUCAGCAUCCAGCAUAAUGGCAGGGAGCAUUUUUGCCCUCCCCAAGCUCUGGAGGCUUUCCUUGAGCCUCUGGGAGGGUGAAAACGGCCUCCCACAGGCUACUUCCGGAACUUCUGGGAGGCCCGUUUUUUGCCCUACCCAGGCUCUGGAGGCUGGAGGCCCUCUGGAGGCCUGAAAUGGGCCCGUUUCCAGACUUCCGGAACUUCUGGGAGACCCAUUUUUCACCCUCCCAGAGUCUCCGUGCAGGCGCUGCAUUUACCUGGCAUCCAAAACAGGCUGCGUGGCGACUCCUGGAAGGGGAGGGAUGGGAUGGGAGGGGCCAGCCAGUCCUUGCAACUACUGGUUCGGCGAACCAGAUGUAAAAUUAGCAUCCGGUUCACCCGAACCAGUCCGAACCAUUUGAAUCCCACCCCGUAUGUGUAUGUACAGUAUAUGUAUUGAAACACACGAACCUGGACACUGCAACCAUCAUAAAUGUGAGUCAGUUGUCAAGCAUCUGAAUAUAAAUCAUGUGACCGUGGGGAUGUUUCAAUGGCCAUAAGUGUGAAAAAUGGUCAUAAGUCACUUGUUUCGGAGCCGUUGUAACUUCGGUCACUGAAUGAACUGUUGUAAGUUGAGGACUAUCUGUAGUCUGUUAGUGUUAUGGGAAGAUUUGAAUCUUUUAAGUAUUGUAUGUAAUCAAACUUCUCCAAGGACUGUUUCUUUUCCAGGGAAGUUUGGCAUUUAAAAAAAACAACAUACACUUAAGACACAUUCCUUUGAAUCCUGCUGUUGGAGUAAACUCCUUAGGAUGCCACAGAAUUCUUCUCUUUUGUAGAUGCAUGCAAUGUCACAACACCAAUAAAAAAGAGUUGCACUUUG
Molecule: messenger RNA, 9249 nt
Organism: Pantherophis guttatus
Lineage: Eukaryota; Metazoa; Chordata; Lepidosauria; Squamata; Colubridae
Source: RefSeq, a predicted model, not a curated record